AUGGCUCAGACCAAUGGCGAGCUGGAGCACUCGAAAGGCAUGUCGUCACCGGCCGUCCGAAUUUCCCAAGCGCAAAAGUCCACCAAGUUAACCGUUGAUCCAGAGUCUCCUGAGCAAGUCGCCAACGGAACCCACGCCGAGGGAGAGCAGCCUGAGGAGAAUGCUGGCGGUCUUUUCCAGAUCUCCGUCAAGCUGCCUCAUGAGCCCUACAAGAUCCAGGUGAUGGUGUCGAGCCAAGAACAAGUCCAGGAUGUCCGCCAAUCCAUCGUCGAGCUCCCGAGCACCUUCCAGUACACCUGCUUCCAUCUCGAGUUCAACGGAAAGCGCAUCAAUGACUUCGUCGAGCUCUCGGAGGUUCCCGACCUCAAGGCCGACUCGGAGAUCGUCCUCGUGGAGGACCCCUACACCGAGAAGGAAGCCCGUAUGCACGUCGUUCGCAUGAGGGAGCUGGUCGGCGCGGCCGGUGAUCGCGUUGACAACAUUCAGGGUGUCAAUGCUGGUCUGUCUCUCCAUGAUGCAAUUGCGGCUGAAGCAGCCGCUGGCGAGGCUUCCGAAAAGGAGCACUCUCUGUCCAAGUAUGAGAUUGCGGGUUCUUCCUCUCUCAAGACCAUUCUCCCCCGGCCGGAGACGCCUCUCCCGAAGACCGUGAAGUCUAUCGCUCUCUCGCCAUGGAACCCUGCCCCCUAUCAUCUGCGGCAGAAGGGUCAUCUGCUCUAUCUUCAGGUCACCACCAACGAGGGCGAGCAGUUCCAGAUCACCUCCCACGUUUCCGGCUUCUACGUCAACAAAUGCUCGAAUGCGAAGUUCGAUCCGUUCCCCAAGACGAUCCCCAAGAAGCGCAGCGCUCACUCGCUCCUCACUCUGAUCUCCCAGCUGUCUCCCUCCUUCAACUCUUCCUUCGAAGCCCUGCAGGAAGCGAACAACCAGAAGGAUCUCCUCACCACCUUCCCCUUCCAGAACGCCAUCCCGAACAACCCUUGGCUUGUGCCUGCUCCCUCGUCCAACGUCAACGCCCACCAGCCGGACAUCACUCGUUCUCAGGAGAACUACUUGAUUUCCGGCGUGGACAAUGCCGAAACUCUGCGUGACUGGAACGAGGAGUUCCAGACCACCCGGGAACUGCCCCGCGAGACUGUCCAGGAUCGCGUUUUCCGGGAGCGUCUGACCUCCAAGCUGUUCGCUGACUACAACGAGGCUGCUGCUCGUGGUGCCGUUUUGGUUGCCCGCGGAGAGGUUGCUCCUCUGAACCCCACGGAAGAGCGUGAUGCUCAGAUUUUUGUGUAUAACAACAUCUUCUACUCCUUCGGUGCCGAUGGUGUUGGCACUUUCGCUUCCGAGGGUGGUGAUGAGGCUGCCCGUGUUGCCGUCGGCAAGGAUGUUCUCGGUAUCAAGGCCGUGAACCAGCUCGAUAUCAAUGGCCUCUUCACCCCCGGCACCAUUGUUGUGGACUACCUUGGCAAGCGUAUCGUUGGACAGAGCAUCGUUCCCGGUAUCUUCAAGCAGCGGGAGCCCGGUGAGAACCAGAUCGACUAUGGUGGUGUUGAAGGCAAGGAUGUCGUGGCCACCCACCCUGAUUUCGUUCCUGUCUUCGAGAAGCUGUCCAAGGCCCUGCGCAUUAAAAAGCACCCUGUGUGGGACAAGGAGGGAAAGCGUCACGAUCUGGAAGGCAGUGUUGAGACCAAGGGCCUUCUCGGAACCGAUGGCCGCAAGUACGUCCUGGACCUCUACCGGGUUACUCCCCUGGAUGUCAUGUGGCAGGAAGAGGAGGGUAGUGAUGUUUACCCCCACCGCAUGUCCAUCCUCCGACUGGAGCUGGUUGAAUCGUACUGGAGACACAAAAUGAGCCAGUAUGUGAAGGCCGAAGUUGAGCGUCGCCGUGUCGCUAAGGAGGCCGCCAAGAAGGAGCAGUCUGAGACUGCUGAGCCCAAGGAGGAGGGCGCGGAGGAGAAGAGCGAAGAGGCUCUCGACCAGGAGCGGGUGGACAUCUCUGGGUUCUCCCUCGCUCUGAACCCGGAUGUUUGCAGCGGCCAGGUCCCUCAGACUGCCGAAGAGAAGGAACAGUGGGCCCAGGACGAGAAGGAGGUCCGCGAUACCUGCGAUUUCUUGCGUUCCAAGGUCAUGCCUGAGCUGGUUCAGGAUCUGCACGAUGGCGAUGUCGGAUUCCCCAUGGAUGGCCAGUCCCUCAGCCAGCUCCUGCACAAGCGCGGUAUCAACAUUCGUUAUCUCGGAAAGUUGGCUCAAAUGUCCAAGGAGAAGGGCGCUCGUCUGGAUGCUCUGACGACCCUUCUUGUCCAGGAGAUGAUUGCCCGUGCUUUUAAGCAUAUUGCGAACAACUACCUGCGCAAUGUCCCGGCACCUUUCGUUGCCUCCUGCCUUGCUCACCUUCUCAACUGCCUGCUCGGUGCGGACGUCAAUGCCAACCCUCGUGCGGAGAUCGACUCCUCCCUGCGGGAGGUCUACCCUGAGGGCGAUUUUUCCUUCGAGAAGGCCACCCCUGCCUCCCUCCGGGCUGAUAUCGAGAAGCAGGUUACCAUCAGAUACCGUUUCUCUCUGGACGCUGAAUGGUACAACUCCCUGCGACACCUUCAGCUGCUCCGUGACAUCGCCAUCAAGCUGGGUAUCCAGCUCGGUGCCCGCGAUUUCGUCUUUGCCAAGGCCGAUCUUCCCAAGACUCCCGUCUCCAACGGCGUCAACGGUGCUGGACACGAUGACAGCAACAGCAACAAAAAGAAGAAGAAGAAGGGCGGUGACUCCAACUCUCCCGCCCGUGCUGCGGUUGAGGACAAGCCCGCCCUCUCGAUUGUCGUGGACGACAUUGUCAAUGUUGUUCCUCUGGUUAAGGAUGCUUCUCCUCGCAGCUCCCUUGCCGAAGAGGCUUUGGAGGCCGGACGUAUCUCGCUUAUGCAGAACCAGAAGCAGCUAGGCCAGGAGCUCAUCUUGGAAUCUCUGUCCCUGCACGAGCAGAUCUACGGCAUUCUCCACCCUGAGGUCGCCAAGCUCUACCACCAGCUGUCCAUGCUAUACUACCAGACUGAUGAGAAGGAGGCCGCCGUGGAGUUGGCCCGCAAGGCGGUCAUCGUUACUGAACGUACUCUGGGCGUUGACUCCGCUGACACUAUUCUGAGCUAUCUCAACCUCAGUCUGUUCGAGCAUGCUUCGGGCAACACCAAGACUGCCUUGGUCUAUAUCAAGCACGCCAUGGAUCUGUGGAAGAUCAUCUACGGUCCCAACCACCCUGACUCCAUCACUACCAUGAACAACGCCGCUGUGAUGCUGCAGCACCUCAAGCAGUACUCUGACUCUCGCAAGUGGUUUGAGGCCUCGCUCGUCGUCUGCGAGUCUCUGUUUGGCAGACAGUCGAUCAACACGGCUACCAUUCUGUUCCAGCUCGCUCAGGCCCUUGCCCUGGACCAAGAUUCCAAGGGCGCUGUCGGCAAGAUGCGCGAUGCCUACAACAUCUUCCUUCAGCAGCUGGGCCCCAACGACCGUAACACCAAGGAGGCGGAGACCUGGUUGGAGCAGCUCACGCAGAACGCUGUGUCGAUUGCCAAGCACGCAAAGGAUAUCCAGGCCCGUCGUCUGCGUCGCAUCAACAUGACCCCUCGUACUCUGGGCACCCGGGUCCAGCCUCAGGUCGGCCAGACUGCCCCCGAGUCCGCUGGCGCCAAGGAUGCCUCCAACACCAGCCUUGACUCUCGCAGCAUCGAUGAGUUGCUGAAGUUCAUCGAAGGCGGUGACACUACCAGCGCUUCUCGCUCGAAGCAGAAGAAGCGUGCUGCUGCUAGCAACCCCAAGCUGCGUGGCUCGAAGAAGUCAUCGGCUUAA
This is a messenger RNA of Aspergillus terreus NIH2624, 3825 nucleotides long. Its product is annotated as translation initiation factor 3 subunit CLU1. Gene Ontology annotation, cellular component: cytoplasm. NCBI's taxonomy places the organism in Eukaryota, Fungi, Ascomycota, Eurotiomycetes, Eurotiales, Aspergillaceae. The coding region runs from base 1 to 3825 and encodes 1274 amino acids. Gene Ontology annotation, biological process: intracellular distribution of mitochondria. The transcript has 3 exons. The record is from RefSeq and is a predicted model, not a curated record. Gene Ontology annotation, molecular function: protein binding; mRNA binding.